AUGGAAUCAAGCACACCUAAGUGGUCUAAUCUUCCAAACGAUUUGGUAGAGCACAUAGUUAAACUCUUUCACUCACCCAUCGAUCUUCUUCUUUUCCGAAGUGUGUGUAGCACAUGGCGAUCCUCUUCUUCUCUCAGCAACAACAUUUUUCACUCUCCAUUAUUCCCUCUCAAGCUUCCAACACCAACUUGCAUCGACCCUGACCUACGACCCUCUUCUAUUCUUCUCACACAAAGCACCAUCUAUAAGAUUUCCAAGCCUUCAAAGACCAUGAAUACCAGGUCAUGGUUGGUGAGGGUGGAGAAAUUAUCAACAUGUGCCGGUAAGGUGUGCCUCAAGGACCCCCUUUCUCCCUCUCUCUUUGGGAGUUUCACCAACCACAAGUUUCCCAAAGUUUGGAACCUGUUGAACUUGAGGGUCUCCGAGGUAAGCAAAGCUUAUGAACUCAAAUUUGAUGGCCAUCAAUCAUGGGCUUGUUCUACUUCUAUGUUUAAGAAAGUGGUAGCUUCUGACAUGAGAGAUAAUCUUUCAGUGAUUGCACUCCAUCGACGUGGAAAAUUGGGCGUGUGUAGAGUGAGUGAGAAGAAAUGGACUCAAAUAAAAGAUAACCAAGUAUGGAACAAAUACAUAGACAUAACUUAUCAUAAUAACAAGUUUUAUGCAGUGGAUGUAAAGGGGUUGUGCCUUUCGGUUGAUUGUAGCCAAAGCCAAAAAGUCAGGUACAACGCCCCGCCAGGGACUCGUUCUGAAUUUCAGUAUUAUGAUGAUAGAGGUAGGUACUUGGUGAAUUCUCUUGGGAAUUUGCUCCUUGUUGAUAAUCCUCCUGUGCGUGGUUGCAAUGUGCAUUUUAAUGUCUAUAGGUUAAAUGAGGACGAGGGUCAAUGGAUUCCAGUGGAUAACUUGGGUGACCAAGCGUUGUUUUUGGGUGAUGAUUGUUCUUUUUCAGUUUCAGCUGGAGAUUUAGUUGGAUGCAAAAGUAAUUGCAUUUAUUUCACUGUUUAUGGAUACACUUGUUAUGAUGCUUAUGCUGGCUAUCAUGCAUGGCAAUUUGACUUGGAUGAUCAUACACUUACACCACUCUCGCCAAAGACUCGUUUUACUAAUCCUUUUCGCCCUCUUUCAACUUUACUGAAGGCUAGAAAGAAAAGUCUAGCCCUUUUUCUUGGAUGCUAA
Molecule: messenger RNA, 1173 nt
Organism: Abrus precatorius (Indian licorice)
Lineage: Eukaryota; Viridiplantae; Streptophyta; Magnoliopsida; Fabales; Fabaceae
Product: F-box protein At2g26160-like
Exons: 1
Coding region: 1-1173 (390 amino acids)
Molecular function (GO): protein binding
Source: RefSeq, a predicted model, not a curated record